Molecule: messenger RNA, 4386 nt
Organism: Polistes canadensis
Lineage: Eukaryota; Metazoa; Arthropoda; Insecta; Hymenoptera; Vespidae
Product: transcription factor MafB
Exons: 1
Coding region: 393-1145 (250 amino acids)
Source: RefSeq, a predicted model, not a curated record
CGACAAGCUCAGUUCGAAAUCGUAAACAAAGCUUCGACGUUGAGGAAGAAUACACCGAUCCACUGCUAUUAGCUCGAGAAACCAAAGAAGAAAAAGUUAAUUCUUAACUUCAAUUCGAAUAGCUUGACUGGCUGAAGUGGUGAAUUUAUUUUCUUUCUUUAAGUGGAAGGUGUUUUAUAAUAUUAAACAAAAUUCGAAGCAUUUGUAAGAUUUCAUUCGAAAGAAUUUUUCGGAAAGACAGACAAAUAGUUCGAAUAUAAUUAUCUAGAUCGAUCAUUAAAUAUCGUACACCUGGAACAAACCAAGAAUAAUCUUAUCCGACUCAGUGCAAGCAUAACCGAGUGGGGACAGGUUAUUUACCUGUAAUUUUGAUUAAUACCAAUCCAGGAGAUAUGGAAGAUUCUACGAGAUUAAACGAUUCAAAUGAACUUCGUCGUCAUCAUCAUCAUCAUCAUCAUCACCAUCAUCAUCAUCAUCACCACGAUUACCGGCAGGCACCGCAAACGCAACAGAAACAGCAACAGCUAUCCCGUCAACAUCAACGAGAUCCAAGUGGUCACAGAUUGGAACUGAUUGACGAUGAGUGUAGCACCGACAGUGGUUGCAGCAGCGGUGGAAGCAGUGGUAGCGCUGAAAGAUUGUCGCGUCGUGGUAGCGCUGAACGUCUUUGCCGGGUCAACAGGUCCUCCAGAAAUCAUUGUUAUCCCGACAGAUUUCGUGGAAGACCGACAAGAUCUCAGGAACGUUUGACCAAUGCCCAAAGAAGUACCGAACGUACGCGAGCGAAAUCAUCAAGAUCAUGGAGUCCCAAUGACGUUAGGGGAAAUCAAUGUGGAAGCGGGGAAUCUUCUUCUUAUUCGCCAAGUCCGUCAGAUGCUCACAGUAGCAGCGACAGCGACAGUUUGAAAAGGCCAUCCACCGCCGAAACACUCAGACGUGCUUUCCAAACUUUUAAAAUUUCAUCCAAAUGGGAAAACAAGAAGAAACACGCCAAGAAGAGUCCUAAAAGAAUCCUCAGAAGCCCGGUUUCUUAUACCUACGUAAGAGGACUUUCUGGUUUACCAACUCAAAGAGUCCCAAAAAAUGCAACCCAACAACUCAUGAUGUCCUGCACUUGUCAAAACUCGAUAGGACUCUAUCGAUAAGUUUCCUGUAUCUUCGUUUCAACUUCGAAGAUAUUUUUCAACAUAUUGGAGAUCCAAAGUCAUGGUGGCUUCUAUCAACAAGAUUUCACUGAGAGACCUGUCUAUUUAUAUUAUUUUACUUUGGUUUGAUUGUUUACUUUUUUCAAUUCAUUCACUUCGCUAUUUCUUCGUACCAUUUCGGCUUUCGAAGAUAAAACGAAAUGCGUUCAUCGAAUGGGAUCAAUUCGUGUAUAUAUUUACAAGUAUAUAUAUCAGCCUAAUAUAUCAAUUCAAUUUCACAAAUAGUUUUUCGUGACGAGUAUAUCUGGUCGAUGUGCUUCCGAAAAAAAUGCUUGAACGUUGUUUUUACAAUUUUUAAUUUCUAAAGUAUUUUAUAUGAAAUACACAUCUCGCGUAUACGUAUAUGUGAUAAUAUUCAUACUUUUAUUCAAUGACAAUUUCUAAUACGAAGUUUAGAGAAAACCUAAUUAUCGACGGUCUAUCUCGAAACCAGCUCGAGUUUCGAAACAAUUUAUUAAUCGAUGAAAUAUAAUCGAGACUCGAGCGGGGGAAGAAAAUUUUCAACUUAAGCGUGAUUUUUCAUAAUACGAAUGAGGGACGAUUGAGACGUAAAUAAGGAAAAAAAAAAUAUAAAAAAUACGAAAAAUACCAACAAAAAUAUAGAACAAAUUUUUCAUCAGAUUUUUACGAGGAUCUCUUAGGAUCUUUAAUGUCAUGUGGCUUAGCGUACUAACGUAUAAAACGAUUAAAUUUUUAAACGAUAGGUCAUGGUGUAAAUUAUUUCACGAGAGUCUAACGAUUAUUUUCGUUUAUUGAGAACAAACAAAAAAUAGAAAGGAAAAAAAACACAAAAAAAGAAAAAAUACCAUGUGAGCCAAAGUUCUCAUCUACACAUUCAAUUACAUAUUUAAAUUCGUAUAUUAUAUAUAAAACUAUAUAUAUCCAAAGAGAGCCUAUUAUCACAAUAUCAAAAAAUAUAGAUUAACACUUUCGUUACUUCGAACACGAGUAUCGUUCCAUGUAAAUUCGUUAUCGUCGAAUAGGGACGACCCUUAAAUGGGUCGGUAGUUCGUAGGUGAUUAACCCUUAUAUGGGUUUGUAGUAACGAAAGGGUUAAACGAAAUAUUCUAUACAAAGACGCGAAACGAUAUGACAUUCAUAUAUCGUUAGAUAUUAUAAUAUUACGAUUAUUAUUAACGAUUUCUGUAAAAAGAAAGAGAUAACCAAAGCAAGGUAAAGCCGCACCGACGACUGAAUAGUUUUUAAAAUAGAAAACAUUUGAAUAUUUUAUUGUUAGAAAAAAGUCGCACGUGUUCACGAAGAAAUUUAUCGCUUGAUGAGAUUACGAACGAAAGUCGAACAAAUUCAAGAAGCAUAACAAGAGAGAGAAAGAGAGAAUGACAGAUUUAAUUACUUGUUUACUCAUACAUACACAUACACACACACAUACAUACACACUCAUAUAUAUAUAUAUAUAUAUUGUACAUGCGUAUUGCGUACGUAUACACGCAUAAUUGAAAAUAUAAAUUAAUGAAUUAAUUGUUCCCGUUAAUUGUGACAGUGGAAAUGAAGUGAAACAAUUAGAAGAAAGAAAAAAACAAAAAAUGAAUAUUUUAUGAUUUAUUUUAUAAGAAAUUAAUAUCUAUUAUAAAAUAAAUUAUGAAAAUAUAUAAAUUUUUGAUAAUUUUUGUUGACUUAAGCCACUAUCAUAAUAACGGGCACGAUUAUUUCGAGCCAGAAAAAAAAAAAGGAAAGAAAAAACGGUUCGGGUGUCAGGUCUGUAAGUAAGACUAUCUCGCAUAUUUGAUCUUAUUCUUAAGUAGCAAAGUUUUAUCGAUUAAUCAUUUAAUUAGCGCAAAAGCGUUUAAGUCGAGUUUAAAUUGUCGACAAUUUAACGAGAAAAAGAAAGGUAGUUGAAUUUUUCCUAAGAUUUAACACAUUUGACUAGCGUAACUCGUUAGUUUCCAUAUUCAACGAAACAACUUUUAGUCGAAUUUUAGUCGAACGAUUUAUCGAUCGUUCUUGAAUAAUUUGUUUAAUCCUUCGCGAUGAAAAUUAUUUAAUCAAAAUUACGAGUACUCUUUUAUCUAUUAAAAUAUUUCGAAAAAAAAUAAUAAUAUAAUUUUAACGCGAAUCGACAAAUUUGGUGCUAAAAACAAAAACAAACAAAAAAUUUGUUUCGCAAUUAUCGCGAAGGAUUAAACCGAUUUUACUCGCGUGUGUAACGAAAAAAAGAAAAAAAAAAAAAAAAAAAAAAAAAAAAAAAAAAAAAAAAAGGACAAGAAAAGAGGGAUAAAGUAAAAAAAAGUCAAACGCAUCGACGUUUCUAAUUAAUAUCCACGCAUGUUCGCGAUUUUCUCGGCGUUUUUUCGUUUAACAAAAAUUAAAUAAACGAAUAUAAAACGAAACAAAAAUACGGGCGCAAACAAAGUUUUUGCGUCGUAUUGCGCAAUGUCAAUUAACGUCGACGCGUAUACGACUAUCAAAUUUCGAAGUUAACCAAUUAAACGAGUUACGGAGCUUUAGUAUUACAUUUGAAAAAGGUCGACUAAAAUAUAAUACGUUCUUUCUAUUCGUAAUAAGAAAAUUGAAAUGAAAUUUUGUCCAUGUUGCCAUGCCUAGACGAGAAUUUCAUUCGAUUAUUUUUUUUCUAAUCAAAGGUAUCUUCCUCGAAUUAUAUCGAUCGAGGCACCAAGAUCGCGUUUUGCACAUUUUAUUAUAAACGAAAGGACGACAGGGCGACGAACUCUUUGAUUUAAAUGAACGGAAAUGAAAAAAAAAAAAAAAAAAGAAAAAAGAAAAAAUAUUCCGAGUAAUCGUGAGGAAGAGAUAAACGAGUUCAGUGACAAAUCGUUUAGGUUUUUUAUUAGCGUUGUCAACGACUCGAUCAGUACAUAUCAUAACGCAAAAAUAGAUAAAAAAAAAAAAGAGGAAAAAUCAUUUUAACAUUUCGGUCCAAAAUAUUUCCAAAGAAAUCGAAAAUUUGGAGGAAAAGAAAAAAAAACAUUAACAAAUUGAUUAAUUAAAUUAAUGAAAUUACAGGGAAUGUGCGAAAGGGUAUUUUGUCGAGUAAAUAAAUAAACAAUUCACGGAGUUGCGUUCUUCCCGUCUGAAGAUUAAAAGAAAAAAACAAGAAAAAGAAAAUAUUAUCUUUUUCUACGUGUUUGCAAUCGAACGAUUGACACGGCACUAUGAUGCGAUGACACGUUGACAUAAAGAAUAUUGUGUGAAAAAAAAAAAA